Molecule: messenger RNA, 3804 nt
Organism: Phytomonas sp. Hart1
Lineage: Eukaryota; Euglenozoa; Kinetoplastea; Trypanosomatida; Trypanosomatidae
Source: the annotation of a GenBank genome assembly
AUGGAGGGCAUCGACAUUCUAAGUAGCCUAGAAGUGGUGGAUGAUUCAGUCGUCCCCACACAUUCACAGCUCAAGUCAUUGGACGAGGUCGCGACGGUGGCCCUAACCUCCGCGGUGAAGGUAAAUCGCGAUGCCGCCGCUCGUCAGCUUCGAUACCUGAGCACCUAUGAGCAUUGGAAUACGACAAAGGCACUCCUGACCGCAGCCACGGAGUAUCGUUAUUUGCAUUUUAUGGUAUGCAAGGCCGCUCUCUUUCUUGUGAGUAAUGAGAUCGGGCCUGAUGAGCGCCGUGAAGUGCAAUACAUUGUCCUGAAUUAUCUCAAAGUUCUGAGGGAAAAUAGCGAAGCCCUCAGACAUUAUGUUCAGCAUGAAUUGUAUGCUAUUCUUGCUUCGGCUACCUACCUGAAUUGGAAGUUAGACGUCCUGAGCGCGGAGCAAGAAGACCAGGACAGCACCACCACGGCUGCCAACGGCACCGAGGGAGGUGGACCAACGCCGGUUGGUCGUAGUCAAAUCGCCACCAUAUUAGGAUUCUUUCAAGGGUAUUUAACACCGGAAGAGUUUAUGGACUGUUUGCUGGAGCUUAUUCCUUACUUUUCGCAGCAGUGCAUUAAAAUACCUAUCUUUUCGACUCGUAUGUCCUUUGUGGCGUUUGCGUUGCCUUUUUUUUUUGAACAGGCGGGCCAUUUGUUGGACGUGGUAUCAUCUAAAGCGGCGCAAGUGUGCUGUGUGGUGUUAGAAUGCCUAUUUGAGAAUGGUGCCGUUUCAGAGGCAACCCCCAUUACCAUCCGCCAUUACCGUGAAAAUAGCAUUCACCUCUCACGAUGGGAGGAGUGGGCUAAUUCGCUCCCUGUUGUUUUACAAUAUAGCAAAAAUAUGUUGAUUCAUUAUCCAACAAAUGAGGAUGCACUUUUGCACGGUAGACUCCUGCGUCUAUGCUCAACACUAACGUGUUCGGAAGAGUCCUAUACACUUUCGGUGCGUCCAGCAAUAACGCAGGAAAUGAUAUUGCUCUCCUCGGAGCUUUUGAAGGUUUGCCAGGGAAAUAAUGCGCUCAUGGAGCAUCUUCAUUUGGCCUGUGAUAUUCUUAUUAACACCUUUGAGAGGGAUGAACAAGGUGUUUCGGCGUACCUUGUGCAGAAUAUUGAUCUUAUUAGUGCGUGGGCCGAUGCGACACAAUACGUCCUCACCAGAUUUAGUGACGAGGAGGACGAGUUACGUCAGUCACUCAUGCAUUUAUUUUAUUUAUUUGCAGACAAUCUUCUACCACCCCCUCCGCGAGGAAAUCAACAUAAUUUUGAUGAUUUUCUCGAGCAUGCUUGUAUUAUCCACCCGUGUGAAAUAGAGAAUAACGGGCCAAAUGCUUCUCCACCCCUAGCACCAGUGGACUCUAGCAUGACGCUCGAAACCGAUAAAAUAAACCUCCUUUCUAAUGAACAGACAAACUCCGAAGGUAACCAGUACCUGAAGGACUUGGUGUUUUCCAUUUUCACCACCUAUUCCAACUCAGUUAUCAACAAAGCACACCUGAAGGAAGACUCCCAAGAAUUGCGGAUGGAGGUGGGUAUGGUAUUGCAUAAUGAAAAGACCUUGCUGCCCUUGGCGAGUAUGCUUUUCUGUAAGCGAAUAAACUUUCUGGAUUUCUUAGUAGACCAAUUACGACAAGGCAUUGAGGAUUAUCACACACUCGUGUCGAUCCGUGAGGCGCGAUGGUGGAAUAGUGAGAUUGGGAUCAACACCGGGGACGCCGUUUCGCAGCCCUCCGCGUCCAAUAUCCCCACACGGGAGGAGCAAGCGCUCAUGUUAUUGGUUGAGCGUUUUCCAGAUGUCAAAGCGGUGGUAUCUGGAAGCGCCCCAUAUCUUACCCAUAGCUAUGAAAGUAAUAGUAGUGCCCCAAGGGAAGGCUUGGACAUUCUGAAAGGGUUUCCGUCUCGUGAUGCGGUGGAGAUGCUCUUGAUGCGGGUUAUUUUAUCGCAUCUUUCAGUUAUUAUUUCCAUCUUCGCUAUCGCCAUGGCGAAUGAUACCGCCCCGGGGGAUAAUUCCGUCUUGGAGCCUGUCGCGAAGUUUGCGCGUCAACUAUUAACAGGGGACGACAAACUCGUCAACAACCUCCUCCAAUGUCUUUCCAUUUUCGGGACCGACGCCACGGGCAAUCCGACGACCUUUUCAAACGACACCGCAGGCAACCAUAACCACGCCCAGGUGCACUUUGGCAUCCUGCGCGCUCUGUUCUUUUUCUGUAAUUGCCUGUGCGAAUCCUAUUUUCACCGGCGCCCGGAGUUUUUUGAUAUUUCGCUCGAUUUGCUUCGCUUUGUGUACCUUUAUCAUAGUGAUAUAGCAUCUCUCGUGACCGAUGCGAACCUGCUUCUUCGCCGCAUCCUCACAAGCGGCACCGGCGGCAGCGUUUUUCUCGGCUCGGACAAACUUCUUGCCGUGGUUCGGGCCAUCGCACAGGAUGGCAUUCCUUCCUUUCGCGCGGUCCACAAACUCGACCCGGCGAUGCCGCUUUUACCUCGCGAGGUGCGGAGUGGGUUUUAUACCGCCUUUAUGGCUCUUGUUGAGGCGCGCGAGCAGGCGGGGUUUCAUGUGGAAGAUGUCGUAUCCAAAUUAAUCACCCAAAUGAUUUCACCGGAGGGUUUACUUCACAACCCCGCGCAGACUUUUAUCGACCUCACGGCGCUUUCUCGCGGGGUGAAGCGGCCGACUACGCUUUUGGUGAUUCUUGAACGCGUAUUAGAUUAUAAAGAGGCCUUAAUGCAGGUAAUGAACAAGGAUCUCAACUGCGCGACCCUCGUCGUAUGCUGGCUAACAGCGUUAUGUACCCUAGCCCAGCACCUACUGGAGAACGGUCCUAUAGGGGAGAUGCAUUGCUCUCUGAGUAGUUUUGUGAUGCGGAUGUUGAACCACUUUUUCGAUCUCGUGUCCUUUUCAGCCACUUUGGCUCAUCGGGCGAACCUCAACAAAAUAUGCAGCCCUAACGUGGAAGAUUCUGCGAUCCAAUUUAAUUCGAUGAUGCUGUUUGAUUUUGACUCCGAUCGUGUGGAGGCGACCGUGGUGUACGACCUUUCAGACUUUCUCUACUGCAUGUGCUGCGCACCAUGGAGCAAUCUAGGGAUUAUGCAUUACUAUGAACGACACACCGUGGAGAUGUUUUUUACUGGCUCUGUGCAGUUUUUUACUUUUCUUCCGGUGGAUAUGCUCAUGUCGAGCGAAAGAGGGCGAAAUCGUGUCUUCAGCGCCAUGCUUGCGGCCUUGACCACGGACGGUACUGUCUUUCAACAACUGCAUCAGAUUUUUAUCUGGCAAAAUAUGUGGGACCGAAUUCUACGUUAUUUGACCAAAUGCCUUGCGUAUUUUUACCUUCCAGUGAUUCUUAAAUUGAUGUUCAUCAUUGUGAACAAAGAAACCGUUGGAGGGGGGGAUGGGGAUGGUAGCCUAAGCGGGGGUGAUGACAGCGGCGGAGACUCCGUGGCAAAAUCGUUGUCUUUUUCUAAUUGCUUACCCGAGAGAACACUUGGCUUCGUUCUUCGUGAGAUCGUUAUACUAGUGGCGGUGUCUCCUUACUUGGAAAAAAAUGAAUGCGCUCAUGCAUUUUUUUUGAUCGAAAAAUGCUUUAGGCGGGCCCCGGCAUUGUGCACGGAUCACUUUGUUCGUCUCCUUGAUGUGUGUUCUGCUUAUCAUCGAGUUCGUAUUCGACACAUCAUGAACAAUGUCCGAGAGGGGCAUGAUUUCUCCACCUUGCUGAAUCUAUACUUAAGGUGCUUUGGCCAGUCCUCUAAGGUAUCUACUCUGGCAGCGUGGUAA